AUGGCUUCAAAUACACAUUCCGUUAAAUGGACGACACCCACCACCCUUGAAAUUCUGAAAACAUUGAAAAGUAAAUUUGUUGGAUCAGAACUCAAACCAUAUGACGAUGCCAAAGUUUGGUUACGGGAGGAUGGAAGAUUGGUUCUUGAAAGAUCAGAGAAUCUUUGGAAAGACCAUUUUAAAAGACGGAGAGAGAACACUGAUUGUGGAUUCUUUAGCACACCAUGUGAGCCUUUUAAAUGUCUUGGUGGACCUUUAACUCUAGAUGUAAAUGAUCUUCUAUACCAAUCCUAUUCCUCAUACCUCAAGCCUACCAAACGGGAUGAAAAGUCACCUCCAAAAGAAGAAGUUGUCCAACCAGUUGAAAAGGACGAUCUUGAAGAAACCGUGAAGGAUUUGCCACCUGUAACAUUCAGCAGUCGUCUGAGUGCAACAGGUUACGGCAAUAUUCGAGAUCUCCUCGAAAUACAGGAUGAACGAAAAACUGCUUUAAAGGGUGGGAUGCCUUAUAUGGAUCAUAUUAGGAAAAUCGAGAAGCGAAUGGAGGAUAAGAAGGAAAAACCCAUCAAUGGAAUGGUCUUGAUGUCAACCUCAGAUUUUGCCUUCAUGUUUGGUGGUGCCAGAGAAUCUGUUGCGUCUGCAGAAUCAAUGUCGUCGGUAGUAGACAAUCAAGCUAAGCAAUCUAACUCAUCCGAUUCUACCAGAUCGAACAAAUCGUCAGAUAGUUUGCUCCGAGUCAACAGUGGUCUGACAGAACGUUUAGAUAGACUAAGAAAGGAUAAUGUUGAGUUCCUGAACACCCUGUACAGGAUUAUAACUAUUAUGAAAAACCUCAAAUCCGUGGAUCUCAAAACCAGACAGCCGUUAACAAGAAACAAACUUAAAGAUCUGGAAACAUCACGAAAGACAGAACGAGAACACGGGAAGAUUGGAACAUUGUUACAGAAACGUCUUUCAACGGAUACGUCUUUUUCAGUGGACUUAACCCCAACUACUAUUUCAAGUCACGUUGAGAAUCGGCAUCCGUUGGCUUUUGGUGUUCCGAAACGCAGGAACCGUAUAUUGUCCUUGUUUGGAUCAUCCGGUGUUGGAAGUAGAACCAGUGCUUUGGUCAAUGAUAAAAUGUCUAGACCUAUGUUGGAGCCGAGAGAACAUCGAGUGGACACGUGGGAUGAUCUUCUCCAUGCGGGGGAUAAAACAGAAGGUGAACAAAAUGAACUUCCGGUUCAGGUUAUUCCAUCUACGAUGAUGUCAAAAGCUUUGAGAUGGUCUCGUCGAAACCUUCAUGUUAAAGAGGUGAACAUUGAAGAUAAGCACAUGAAACCAGUUUGGCAGAAUGUAGCCAAUGAACGAGCUCCGUCAGCAUUCGGGAAUACCAAAACUAAUACCGAGGACGCGAUGUCCGUCUGUCAACGUGCACGUAGUAAUAUGGAGAAGGUGAAUAAAGCAAUGCGCGAAAGUUGUGACGAAGAAGUAAAGAAAAUAAACCGACAUCGAAUCGCCAAUUUCCGUCAUAAGUUCGACACUCUUCGUGAAAUUGAUGGAACCACGCUGUUUGAGAAACAGUUGUGGCGAAUGAGAGAGCCGAAAGAUUUCGGUAUCGUCGAUCCUGAUCUUCCGGAUAUCAUGCCAUCAAAAUGGUUGGAUGAGCUAAAAGAACGAAUGUUUAACAUAGUUGGUAAUGAAGAUACCGAGCUUACACAUGCCUUAAAGAAACUUUGCCAAUACUCCCAAAUGGAGAUAAAAAAUAUUCCGCAAACUAAGGCCAAAUUAUGUUUGAUAGUCAUGUCCCUUGCCGCUUAUGAUAUUUGUAAAAUUUCCACCCAGCUCGCGAUCAAAUUUAUUUUGGAAAAAAUCAUUCAAGUCCCUGUGGACGACUUUUAUAAUUGGCUAGGUUUAAGGAAAUUACCAGUUGUUAUUGUCAAAUAAAAAAGGAUUAAUCAUUGGAAUGUGUAGCAUGUCUCAAGGAUUGAAUUAAUACUCUGAAAAAAUCUC
Lottia gigantea (owl limpet) is the source of this 1995-nucleotide messenger RNA. RefSeq lists its product as hypothetical. The transcript is spliced from 3 exons. The coding region runs from base 1 to 1929 and encodes 642 amino acids. The record is from RefSeq and is a predicted model, not a curated record. Lineage: Eukaryota; Metazoa; Mollusca; Gastropoda; Lottiidae.